Messenger RNA from Drosophila elegans, 935 nucleotides. RefSeq names its product vacuolar-sorting protein SNF8 (gene lsn). The transcript has 3 exons. Gene Ontology annotation, biological process: protein transport to vacuole involved in ubiquitin-dependent protein catabolic process via the multivesicular body sorting pathway. The coding region runs from base 101 to 865 and encodes 254 amino acids. Gene Ontology annotation, cellular component: ESCRT II complex. Lineage: Eukaryota; Metazoa; Arthropoda; Insecta; Diptera; Drosophilidae. The record is from RefSeq and is a predicted model, not a curated record.
CUUACGUUAAACGUAAUCAGCUGGUUGUCAUUGUUGUUAAGCAUUAAUUUCUUUGGAUAAAUAAUUGUUUUCUUAAUAAAUAUCUUGAAAUUAAACAAAAAUGCGGCGUCGUGUGGGCCUGGGAGCCAUCCAGCAGCAGAAACUAGCUGCGGAGAAGUACAAGGACAAAGGAACCGACCUGCAGGAAAAUCAACUGGAGCAAAUGACCAAACAAAUGGAUGUUUUUCGGGUGAAACUGGAGGAAUUUGCGAUGAAACACAAGGAGGACAUCCGCAAGAACUCCCAGUUUCGCAAACAGUUCCAGGAGAUGUGCGCCGCCAUCGGAGUGGAUCCCCUGGCCACCGGCAAAGGAUUCUGGAGUGUCCUCGGCAUGGGCGACUUCUACUACGAACUGGGUGUCCAGGUGGUGGAGGUUUGCCUGGCUGCCAAUCACAAGACCGGUGGCCUCAUGGAACUGGACGAGCUGCGGCGACGACUCAUCGCCGCCAGGGGUCAGAGUUCAGUGCACCAGGAGAUCACCAAGGAGGACAUCCUUAUGGCAGCCAAGAAACUGAGCAUCUUUGGCAAUGGCUUUGUGGUGCACAAACUGGGCAAGGGAAAGUACAUAGUUCAGUCCAUUCCCGGAGAGCUGAGCAUGGAGGAGACCAACAUUCUGAACGCAGCCUCCAAUACCGAACAAGGCUGUGUAACGAAAGGCCAGCUGAUACAGGACUUGGGUUGGAGCGACUAUCGAGCCCAACACUCACUGGACAAGGUGCUCGGCGAGGGCCUCUGUUGGAUUGACAAACAGGCGGAGGAGGAGCCAUCCUACUGGUUCCCCAGCUUGUUUCCCGGCCGCAAUGCCCAGACUGCCGUCGCCUCUUAGUGUUCUCGUUCAACUAAUUUAAUCUGUACAAUGGUAAUCAUAAAAUAUAUAUCUUUGUACAACUGUAAAA